AUGCCUGUGCUGGUCUUGGGCCUCGGCGCCCUCCACCCCCCAGAGGACUCCAUUUCCCAGAGAGCCGGUUCCCUGACUUCCUAUUCUCGGCUCCUCCCCAGCGGGGCAGCAUCCUGGGCAUGCUGGGAACUCAUCUGGCCGAUCUCAGCUCCUGGAAGGUUUCCUGCUGUGCUUCUAGGAUCUUUGCUAGAGACUAAUUUUGAAGUGAAGGAGAUGUCUACAAAGCUGAGACAUUUUGUGGAAGGAUCUGGCCCCCAAAGAUGCAUGAAUGGGGUUCCCCAUGACUUCAUUUUGAGAGAAAUCUGUGACUCUGACAUCCAGGGCUCAUUAACAUUCAAGGAUGUGGCUAUGAACUUCACCCAGGAAGAGUGGUGCCUAUUGGACCAUUCUCAGAAGGAACUGUACCUGGAGGUCAUGCUGGAGAAUGUGCAGAAUCUACUCUCUGUGGGUCUUCCAGUUCCUAGAGAAUAUUAUACCUCCUAUUUUCAGCAAGAGAAAGCACCAUGGCUGCUAGUACAAAAAGGCCCCAGGAACUCCUCUCCAGAAACUAAUUUUGAAGUGAAGGAGAUGUCUACAAAGCUGAGACACUUUGUGGAAGGAUCUGGCCCCCAAAGAUGCAUGAAUGGGGUUCCCCAUGACUUCAUUUUGAGAGAAAUCUGUGACUCUGACAUCCAGGGCUCAUUAACAUUCAAGGAUGUGGCUGUGGACUUCACCCAGGAAGAGUGGUGCCUAUUGGACCAUUCUCAAAAGGAACUGUACCUGGAGGUCAUGCUGGAGAAUGUGCAGAAUCUACUCUCUGUGGGUCUUCCAGUUCCUAGAGAAUAUUGUACCUCCUAUUUUCAGCAAGAGAAAGCACGAUGGCUUCUAGAACAAAAAUGCCCCAGGAGCUCCUCUCCAGAGGCAGAGACUAAUUCCGAAGUGCAGCAGAUUUCUACAAAACUGAGAAUUUUUGUGGAACGAUCUGACCCUGAAAGAUGGAUGAAUGAGGGAUACCAUGACUUCAUUUUGAGAGAAAUCUGUGACUCUGAUAUGAAGAUAAACAAAAAUCUAAAGAGUGAAUGUGAAUUUGAUGACCGUUCAGAGAAAUUCAGUCAAUGUUCAGUCCUAAAUCAGUUUAUGAAUGUGACCUCAGGAAAUUACUAUUGGCAGGAGAGUCAAUACAGCAAAUGGUUUCCUGAAAAAUUAGGACUUGUUCAGUCGAAUGAGAAACCUUCUGAAAAGCUCAUGUCUCAGGGCAACCUAGGAGGAAUGGCCUUUGGCUACAGUUUAGACUUCAUUAGACAUCCAAAAAGUACAUGGGUAGAGGUGGUUUCUCUGAAGGAAGAAGUUGAGAAACAUUUCAGUCAAAACUCUGAUCUUGCCACACAUCAAAUAAUCAAUUCAGGAGAGAAACCUUUUGAAUGUAAACAAUGUGGAAAGGCUUUCAAACAAAGGGGCUCUCUUGUAGUACAUUACAGAAUCCACUCUGGAGAAAAACCUUAUGAAUGUAAACACUGUGGAAAAGCUUUCAAACAGAGCAAUCAUCUUGUUGCACAUCAAAAUGCCCACAGUGGAGAGAAACAUUAUGAAUGUAAACACUGUGGAAAGGAUUUCUCACGUGAGGGAUCUCUCACUAGACAUCAAAAAAUCCACACUGGAGAGAAACCUUAUGAAUGUAAACAGUGUGGAAAGGCUUUCAUGCUGAGUUGCUAUCUUGUUGCACACCAGAGAAUCCACACUAGAGAGAAACCUUAUGAAUGUAAACAGUGUGGGAAGGCUUUUAUAGAGAGAAGAUAUCUGGAUAAACAUCAGAGAAUCCACACUGGAGAUAAACCUUAUGAAUGUAAGCAGUGUGGAAAGGCUUUUACACGUAGCAGCUCUCUUGCUACACAUCACCUAAUCCACAGUGGAGAGAAACCUCAUGAAUGUAAACACUGUGGAAAGGCUUUCACAGAGAGAAGAUCUCUGGCUAAACAUCAGAGAAUCCAUACUGGAGAGAAACCUUUUGAAUGUAAAGAGUGUGGAAAGGCUUUCAUAGAGAGAGGAACUCUCACUAAACAUCAGAGAAUCCACACUGGAGAGAAACCUUUUGAAUGUAAGCAGUGUGGAAAGGCUUUUAUAUAUAGAGUAUCUCUCACUAAACAUCAGAAAAUCCAUACUCUAGAGAAACCUUAUGAAUGUAAACAAUGUCAAAUGGCCUUCAGAGAGAGAGGAUCUCUAACUAAACAUCAGAGAAUCCACACUAGAGAGAAACCUUUUGUAUGUAAACAGUGUGGAAAGGCUUUCCAACAUAGCAGAUCUCUUGCAACACAUCAACUAAUCCACGCUGGAGAGAAACCUUAUGAAUGUAAACAAUGUGGAAAAACUUUUACUCGAAGGGGCUCUCUUGUAGAACACCAUAGAAUCCACUCUGGAGAGAAACCUUAUGAAUGUAAACAUUGUGGAAAGGCUUUCACACAGAGAAGUCAUCUUGCUGCACACCAGAGAAUCCACACUGGAGAGAAACCUUAUGAAUGUAAACAGUGUGGGAAGGUUUUCACAUAUAGUGGAUCUCUUUCUAAGCAUCAAAAAAUCCACACUGGAGAGAAACCUUAUGAAUGUAAACAGUGUGGAAAGGCUUUCAUAGAGAGAGGAACUCUAACUAAACAUCGGGGAAUCCACAAUGGAGAGAAACCUUUUGUAUGUAAACAGUGUGGAAAGGCUUUCACAUAUACAGUAUCUCUUGCUCAACAUCAGCUAAUCCACACUGGAGAGAAACCUUAUGAAUGUAAACAGUGUGGAAAAACUUUUCCACGUAGCAGCUCUCUUGCUACACAUCAGCUAAUCCACACUGGGGAGAAACCUUUUGAAUGUAAAUACUGUGGAAAGGCUUUCACACAGAGAAGUCAUCUUGUUGCCCAUUGGAGCAUUCAUACUGGAGAGAGGCCUUAUGAAUGUAAACAGUGUGGAAAAACUUUCCCACGUAGCAGCUCUCUUGCUAAACAUCAGCUAAUCCAUACUGGAGAGAAACCUUAUAAAUGUAAACACUGUGGAAAGGCUUUCACACAGAGGAGUCAUCUUGCUGCACAUCAGGGCAUCCAUACUGGACACAGUAAUCUUCAAUAUGAACAGUGAAGAAAGGCUUUUCCACAUAAGAAAUCCCUUGCUACACAUCAGCUAAUCCACUCUAUAGAAAAACUUUAUGAAUGUAAAAAUUGUGGAAAGACUUUUAAAGAAAAGGCCUCUCUUGUAGUGCAUUAUAGAAUCCAUUCUGGAGGGGAACCUUCGUAAUAUAAAGACUGAAAGGCUUUUACACAGAGAAGUGUGGAAGUGAGAAAUUGGGAAUGGUUUGUGGAAGAGUUGGAAUAGAUCUGACUGCUGACCUCUCAUUUGAACGAGAACGUUCUGUUUGGAAUGUGACCAGGAGAAAUGAUUGGAGGUAGGAUCUGACCACCAGACGUCUGGAGUCUCUUGGCUUUGGAGACAGAAUGUAGAGGAGUCUCUUUGCUUUUGAGACAAAAGUACAAAAUCCAGCUCUCUUGAUUUCUCUGCUGUGAUACAGUGACUGAACUUCCAGACCUUUUAGCCCAUUUCCCCAAACUGAACUAUAUUUUGGAGACAGAAUGUAGAGGAGUCUCUUUGCUUUUGAGACAAAAGUACAAAAUCCAGCUCUCUUGAUUUCUCUGCUGUGAUACAGUGACUGAACUUCCAGACCUUUUAGCCCAUUUCCCCAAACUGAACUAUAUUUUGGAGACAGAAUGUAGAGGAGUCUCUUUGCUUUUGAGACAAAAGUACAAAAUCCAGCUCUCUUGAUUUCUCUGCUGUGAUACAGUGACUGAACUUCCAGACCUUUUAGCCCAUUUCCCCAAACUGAACUAUAUUCCACCAUCCUCCAAGCUAGGACUUAUUCUAGUAUAAUGGAAACCUCAAACCCUCUUUCCUUUCGUUUCUCUAUCUUUCCAUUCUUCCCCUAAGAAACCCUUAUUUAAUCUUAGAGAAGAGAAUGAGUAUUUUAUUUGAGAUAUUAUAAACUCACCCUGAGUUGAUUUAAAAAUACCAAAUAGAAGAAGCAAUUGGAUGGAAGGGUAAAGGGAGAAAGGAAGAUUAAUAGCCCUGAUAUUUAUGUAUCAUUUAUACUUAAAAUAAUCCCUUUUUACAAUUUGGCAUCCUGAACUGACUGAAUUCACAAUCCUGAAUAGAUUAUAUAAGAGGAAAGCAGAAAAAGACAAAAAUGUUUAAGCAAGUCAUCUUUGGGGUGAUAGUACUAGCAGCUAUUGCAGGAUAUUGGAUAUACAAUAUCAUAUGUAGUACAAUGACAAAUGUGAUUUUAGAUUCAGUUGGAUAUAUAGCUAAAACUACAACUUUUAUAUUAAAAAUGUGUUUUCCAAAAGAUGCAAUAUUCUGGGAAAUACUGAUACAUCUACAUUGUUAUGGCUUCAAUGCAAACUCUCACCUACAUGAAGAAUGUUUAUAGGUGUGUAAUUCCUAAAACUACAGCACAGAUCAUGGUAAUGGAUACUGAUUUGGAAACACUGGUUAAGAACAUGUUUGAGGAAUUCUUAAAGGCAAAAGGGCUCGAUCAGAUAAAGGAUAAAGGGAAAUGGUCAGGCAGGCAAUGCACCUAACGAUAAAGGAAGGCCAAGAACACAAAGUUGGAUCCUUGCAAAGGGCAAGGAAUAGGACACCAAGGCACAUAACGAGGCUGAAAAUAUAUAUCCACUUAAAAACAUUACCAAGAUAUCUGAUACAGCUGGAGUGUUGCACUCCAAGGUUCAUAAGCAGUUUAAUAUUCAGGAAUAGAGUCCAUGAAGAAAAGGUUUCCAAAGUUAAUAUCUGAGCCCCACAGAACACAUGGAACUGAAAUGUACUUUUUGUAUUUUUGAACCCCGUUUUGAGGAUGUGCAAUUUCUUGUGGCAUAACAUUUUAGCCCCCAUUAGCAUUGCCAAUUUAUUGAUAAAACUGGAUCAGAAAGCACUCUGACAAGCUGACCAACAGAGGAGCAAAGGGAGGACUUUGAUUUCUCUAAUAUUAGCAUGACCUAUCUAAGGAAAUGCAAGGAGGACUUGUUCUAAGCCCUUAAAAUGUGUUGCUCAAAACCAACUGCUUGAUGAAAAUUUGAUAGGAUGGUGAAAGACGAGGGAGAACAUCCAGCUUCAUUUAUUGAUUGAUGAAAUAUUGAUUUCUUUGUGGCAUUGACAUGGGUACUUGUACCUCCAGAAGCUCAGGGAAACUAUCAUCAGGGAAAUUCCUUUGCUCCCUUACGUCUUCAUGACUCCUAGCCUAAAACAUCCAAUGACCCCUAUAGGACCCUGAAAUGAUUGUCCUCCUUUGAUCCUCUUUUAGAUUUAAGAUAGACAGAGAGAUGCACCUCCAGGCUACACCUCGAUCCUAUCAGGCUACAUCUCAGACAUCUGCCUGUUCCCUAAAACUAAGGAAUAUUUAUGAGGGUCAUUCCCUUUGUAGGCAGACCCCAGUCAGAUGACCAACCCACCCCACCAAAUACCUGAGUGAAGAUCACUCCAGAGUCACAUCCACACUAUGAUCAAGAGUAUAAAAUCCCCAGAAUUGAUGGGUUCUGGGAGCAGCCUUCCAUCUUGCUGUUCCACCUUGCUAUCCUGGCUAUUCUCAACAUUAUUUAACCUAAAUUAAUAAAUUUCUCUUUUUGUUUUUAAGCUAA
Messenger RNA from Monodelphis domestica (gray short-tailed opossum), 5636 nucleotides. Lineage: Eukaryota; Metazoa; Chordata; Mammalia; Didelphimorphia; Didelphidae. The record is from RefSeq and is a predicted model, not a curated record.